Messenger RNA from Aspergillus mulundensis, 2256 nucleotides. RefSeq lists its product as uncharacterized. The record is from RefSeq and is a predicted model, not a curated record. The transcript is spliced from 3 exons. Lineage: Eukaryota; Fungi; Ascomycota; Eurotiomycetes; Eurotiales; Aspergillaceae. Bases 1 to 2256 code for a protein of 751 amino acids.
AUGGCUGAUAUUCUGUCAGAACUUUUCGAGUCAGGCCUAGCAACCGCCGGGUCGCCCUGGGAGACGCUCUGCUUGAUGCUUGAUCACGCAGACGACGCUGGACAUGAAAUCAAACGCCUCCUGGACGCGCCAUUGUUCACCUGCAAUACUAUUCUAUUUGCUCGCAGUCACAUAAGUCUCAAGCUGCAACAUCGAAAGCCCGAAAUCAUCGACGAAAUGGUCGAAGCAAAGCACUGCUUGGAGUCUCUCUAUUUCCCAGAGUGGCAAUAUCGUGGAAACACGGUCGAGAAGCCCCGAGCUGAUACCUGUGCCUGGGUCUGGACACAUCCUGCCUUCGUCCGGUGGCAAGCCCAGCCCGGUGGGAUCCUCUGGAUCAAAGGAAAACCGGGCAGUGGGAAAAGCACGAUUGCAAAGAUGAUCACCGGCAAGAUCAGUGGGCAUCUAACGCGCCAUGACAAUGGCCAGUCUCCUCCACGUUUCAGCACCGCCAAUUUCUUCUACAGUGCCCGGAUGGGCGAAAAGGCCACCCGCCAUUAUUACAUGCUCCGGUCCAUUCUCUACCAGGUGCUAGACCAGGAUAGGUCUGUAUACAGACAUUUCAAGGCCAGCUACCGGCGCCUCCUUGCCAAACAGCUGCCGUGGACCAUGGAGGACUUCAGAGAGGUGCUUCAAUCGGUCACGAACGAUUGUUGCGGUGGGCAUCGGCGGAUAUGCUGCAUCUUGGACGGUUUCGAUGAAGCUGACGAAGAAGAAGACUCGGGAAGCGUGAGCUCUCGGUUGACAAAGACGCAAGUGCUCCAAUGGCUGGCAGAACUGGCCGUCCGAAAGGAACAGGGGUCGUGGAUGAAACUGAUUGUCUUGAGUCGCCCGGUGCCGAGCAUCGCCCGAGUGCUUGGGAGAAAUUGCAUCACGGUGGAGGAGCACAAUGCCCCAGACAUCAAGCACCUCAUAAGUACCGGCUUCGCAAGCAUCCAGCGAACGAUCGAUGACUGGGAUCGACACGACUAUGAGCUGCUCCCGGACGGAAGUCCAGGCCAGCCGAGUGAGUCGCAGGACACACUGGCCUCCUUGAAAAGUGAGAUGCGGAAGAAAGCGUGUGGAACAAUCCAAUGGGUGGUCCUUGUUUUAAAGGAGCUCCAAGCUGAGAUAGACCGUAGGGGAGUCUACAGCAGAGCUGAAUUGGAAGACAUUGUCGCAUCACUUCCCAGCGGUCUCCACGAGCUUUACCAGGAGCUCGUCACAAGGCUCCAGCGUCGACUAAGACCUGUCGAAGUGCGAAAGGCCAACUUGAUGCUGUCAUGGGUGUGCUUCUCCCAUCGACCACUGGCUCUGAUGGAACUUCGAGACGCUCUUGCUCUCGAUGGUUGGACGGAUUCUAAGCCACGCACAAUGCUCAGCGAGCACCUCAAAUCACGACGCUUACAGCUGUCUCAGACACACAACUGGGCGCCUGUGGAGCGUGAGAUCCUGCAUUGCUGUGGCUGUCUGUUGGAGGUUGUGAAGGUGGCAUCAUCCAGAACUCUUGCCUCUGUGCGAUCCACUGUGACCGGACCACACGACAUUGUCCAGGUAGCUCAUCACUCCGUUAAGGAAUUCCUGCUUCAGGAAACCGGGGCCCCGGAACCGUUCAGGCUACUACCAGACGAAGCCUACCAGUCCCACAAGCUAUCUCGACGACCGGCCUCUUUUGGCGUAUGCAGUGCAGGCAUGCCGACGCUGGAUAAACAAUGCAGACCAUUCCUGCCAGCUGAUCCUCCCGCGGCUGGAGCCACUCAUCAACAAUCCAGACGACGACCUAUCGUGCCUACUCGUAUCGUGGAUGGGCUCGGGAUCGUCUCACCUGCAGCAUUCGACAACAGACCCGGGCCGGAUUUCCUUCCGACACUGCAUCGAAAACAUCUUUGUUCUCGCUUGCCAGCUGAAUCUCCUGAGUACGCUUCGACUGGUGCUCGAGCACCCGGACUUUGUCCUGCACGACCGACUCCUGCACUACAGCUUCUUCAGCGCCGUGAGAAACGGCCAUCUGGCUCUCGCGGACAUGAUUCUUCGAUCUGGGGUGAACAUAUACGGCGCCGAGAUGAGGGGAGAUGUGGAAAGGGAGUUCUACACGGCCAAGGAACAAGGCAAGUUUCCAGUAUGCUGUCUGAUAGGAGAUCAUUACCAGGAUUACUACUCACAGUCCUUCGACCUACGCACGGGUGGAAAUGCUGGGAGCGGUUAGUCAAGCUCACUGAUAGGGCGUUGGAUGCCUUGUGA